Messenger RNA from Lolium rigidum, 1347 nucleotides. RefSeq lists its product as uncharacterized. The transcript has 3 exons. The coding region runs from base 13 to 1218 and encodes 401 amino acids. Gene Ontology annotation, biological process: SCF-dependent proteasomal ubiquitin-dependent protein catabolic process. The record is from RefSeq and is a predicted model, not a curated record. Gene Ontology annotation, cellular component: nucleus; cytoplasm. Gene Ontology annotation, molecular function: cullin family protein binding. NCBI's taxonomy places the organism in Eukaryota, Viridiplantae, Streptophyta, Magnoliopsida, Poales, Poaceae.
CGCGCGUGCGCCAUGGCGCGCGUGCAAGCGCUCCGCGCCGAGGCCGAGGCCUACUCCGGCGCCAUCGCGUCCUGCGCGGAGGCGCGCGCCCGGAACGCGCAGGCGAUGAUCCGCCGUUACCAGCACGAGGCCGGGGUUGCUGCGGCGGCGGCUGCCAACCGCCUCCGCAGGGCUCAUGACAGGACCUUCUCGUUACUCUUCUAUGUGGCCUACGGCGAAUCCGCCCCCAAGACCCCUUCGCCUAUCGAGGUUAUCGAGUAUCUGCUGAAGAUCAGGGAGAGAGCAAAACGAAUUCAGAACAUCUGGAACAAGAUCAACCGCUUGAUCGACAUGUUCUCUGAGCUCGAUCCAGCAUUGCAGGCUAUGAUGAUCUCGUGCAUCAAGCCCAUCCUUGAUUUCUUCGCUCCGUUGAUAGAGCUCGUUAACAGCCUUGCAUCGAGUGCUCCUGAGUGCCCUUGCCCGUUUUUGGGUCUUCGAGGCCUGCCCUUCGACAUCUUUCCUGUAGAUGAGGGCCUCAUGGGAGUGAUUACUCUAGCUGGCUACUGUGCGGGUUAUCUUCUGAUGAUUUUGUUGGCUCUGUGCUUAAAAUUCGUAUUAGAUGUGCUGGACCUGUUUGCUACUGGCUGCCAGUCAACCAAGCGCAUGAUCAAGGAUGCCUUCUUUGGUAGCAAGUUCAACUCUCAGAUCCUCUCCAAGGUUAUCGAGUAUUGCAGCAAGGAAGACCAGAGGCGCAAGUCCGCCGCUGCCCCCGGCACUGAGAGGCACCCAUCUGAGCAGAACUUCAGCGGGCACUUUGACCAGGCCAUCCUCGUCAACCUAAUCCUGGCUGCAGACUACCUGGACACCAAUGAAUUGCUGGACCUGACGGGCCAAACAGUCGUUCAAAUGAUCAAGGGAAAGAGCCCCAAGGAGAUCCGCGAGACCUUCAACCUCAAGAAUGACUUCACCUUGGAGGAGGCUCUGCACAUUCAAGAGUUGAUGGAGUUGACCUGCCAGAUGGCCGCGUACAUGAUCAAAGCCGAGAUCCCGGAUGAGUUCCACAUGACAGUCAGCGUCAAGAACGACCUCAACACUGACGACGUGAACAUGACUGAGCUACUUGACCUCACUUCCCAGAUGGUCGCUGAGAUGAUCUUGAACAAGACCCCUGAGGAGGUCUGUGAUACUUUCAACACCGGGAACGGUUCAACACUUUACGAAGGAGUGAAAUGCAACUGAAGUCCUCAAACUUACCGGCUAUGUCCAAAACCAUCCUCGAAAUCAGGAAAUGCUCUAAUACAGUCCUUAAACUUGUACUAUAGAGACAUGUACGGUCCAAAACUGGAAUGAACCCGUAUUUUGCUGACA